Messenger RNA from Phaedon cochleariae (mustard beetle), 1393 nucleotides. NCBI's taxonomy places the organism in Eukaryota, Metazoa, Arthropoda, Insecta, Coleoptera, Chrysomelidae. The record is from the annotation of a GenBank genome assembly.
UGUACCUAUAAUAUGUGCCACUCUGUAUGAACCAGUUUGGGAUUGUUCAAUGGCGCCACUCUGUACUUUGUAGGAUUAAAUUCUGAUACAAGUUCAUUGUAUUAAUUGAUAAUGAUAUACUUAUAGAAGGGGAAGGUCGUUUAGCUAGGCGAUUAAAGGUUAACUAUAUCAGUAUACACAAUUUGAUAAGACUGAUUAGUAAGUAAACCUACUGGUCGUUAGAAAUAUUAUAAAUAGACUGCGACCACUUAGUGAUCUGUGACAAGCCAAAGUAUCUAGUUUGGUUGAUUAUUGAAGAAGAGUGAUUUGUUUGUCUUGAAAAAUGUCGUACAACGUCAAGGUCCAAAGAGUUUUGGUAGCAGAUGCAGUAGAUGCAUCUUGUGUUGACUUGUUGAAGAAAAAUGGGAUAGAAGUUGAUUGUAAAUACAAGUUACCCAAAGAUCAACUCAUUGUGGAAAUACCGAAAUAUGAUGCUCUAAUAGUAAGAUCAGACACAAAAGUCACAGCCGAUGUUAUUGAAGCUGGAAAAAAAUUGAAAGUAAUUGGAAGGGCUGGAGCAGGUGUAGAUAAUAUUGAUAUCAAUGCUGCUACAUCAAAAAAUAUACUCGUCCUCAACACUCCUGGGGGUAAUGCAAUCAGUGCCUGCGAACUGACCUGUUCCCUUAUAACAACCCUAGCCAGAAAUGUGGUGCCAGGGGCGGCAUCGCUCAAAGCGGGACGAUGGGACAGAAAACUGUACUCUGGACACGAAUUAUACGGAAAGACUUUGGCCAUUUUAGGACUAGGCAGGAUAGGAAGGGAAGUUGCUAUUAGGAUGCAAGCAUGGGGUAUGAAAACUAUUGGGUAUGAUCCAAUUGUACCUGCAGAAGAUGCACGGAAAUUCAAUGUUGAAGCUUUGACCCUAGAACAAAUUUGGCCCCAAGCUGACUACAUCACAGUUCACACUCCACUUAUCCCUGAAACUAGAAACUUGAUAUGCGAAGCAGUAUUAAACAAAUGCCGCAAAGGCGUCCGCAUAGUGAACGUAGCUAGAGGAGGCAUCAUCAACGAGGUCGAUUUGCUCAAUGCGCUCAAAUCGGGGCAGUGCGGCGGCGCAGCUUUGGACGUUUUCGAGCAAGAACCUCCCACGGACCCGGUCACUUUGGAGCUGAUCCAGCAGAAUCAAGUGGUCGCCACGCCCCAUUUGGGCGCCAGUACAGCGGAGGCCCAGGUCAGGGUGGCCGUGGAGAUUUCCGAACAGAUUAUUGCUCUGACGGGAAGGAGUCAAGAGUAUACAGCGGUGCCCGGUGUCGUUAAUAGGAGCGUACUUGACAGUUUGAAGAAAUGAGUAGUCAUUUUUGUAGAUACAAACACCAAAUAAUAAUUUUUUUUUUCAAUAAAAAAUGAUUUCUUU